Molecule: messenger RNA, 4189 nt
Organism: Scomber scombrus (Atlantic mackerel)
Lineage: Eukaryota; Metazoa; Chordata; Actinopteri; Scombriformes; Scombridae
Gene: msh6
Product: mutS homolog 6 (E. coli)
Exons: 10
Coding region: 1-4140 (1379 amino acids)
Biological process (GO): mismatch repair
Cellular component (GO): nucleus; MutSalpha complex
Molecular function (GO): mismatched DNA binding; ATP binding; ATP-dependent DNA damage sensor activity
Source: RefSeq, a predicted model, not a curated record
AUGGCGAAACAAAGCUCUCUUUUCAAUUUCUUCACUAAAUCUCCGCCGCCGGUAUCCAAGCCGAAGCCCAGCCCUUCUCCGACCGAGGCAGACCUGCCUUCCACAGUCGAGAAGUCCAACUCCUCUCCGAAAGAGCAAGCUAAGCAGGCAGCACAGCAGAAGCCAAUCAAGACCAACAGAGCCAAGCCGAAAAGUAACUCCAAGCCUGCGAAAGGGGGAUUCAACAAACUGUUUGGAGACAAGACACCAACAACUAAAGAGAGCUCCACAUGUUCCUUCAAUGCUGGUGCUCUUGUGUGGGCAAAACUGGAGGGUCACCCUUGGUGGCCGUGCAUGGUUGUACCGCAGCCUCUGACUGGACAACAGAUGAGAGGCCGUGGUCGGAACCAACGCAUACAUGUCCAUUUCUUUGAUGAACCUCCCACCAGGGGAUGGGUCAGCACCAAAUAUAUCAGAGAGUACCAAGGCUCAGACAGUAGCGACGCUAAAACUGGAGGGGUGUUUUUCACUGGCAAGCCUGUAAUCCGUCGUGCAAUGGAGCUUGCUGACAGUUUCAUGUUUGACAGCCCCGAAAAAAGAUUGGAAAUGCCUCGCUGCAUGGAUCCAUCAGAUGAGGAAGAGGAUGAUGAUGAAGAAAUGGAGCUUGACAAUUCAACACUGACCGACGAAGAGCUCAGUGAUGAUGAUGAACAGGCAAACAAGAAUGUGAAGUCAUCCAAGGACAGUCGACGUUCAUCCCGUGGUUCAACAGAAAAAGGAAAUAAGGCCAAGCGCCGUCGUAUCAUUGUAGCCUCAGACAGUGAUGCAUCAGAUGAGGAAUUCAAGCCAGAACAUGCAGCAAGCAGCAGUGAGGAUGAAGAGGGGGAAGGAACGGUGAGCAGUGAAGAUGAGGAAAAGGAGAGCACACAAGAGUCAGAAGUUGACAGCCCUGUUAAACCUAUAAAGCGCAAACGUCCUGCAGAAAAGCCUGCUGAUAAAAAGGAAAAGCCAUCCAACAUCCUGCCUAGUGCACCAAAGCGACCCCCAACAGCUGUUGCAGUCGACGUAAAGUCCCGUUUGUCAGCUUUCUCUGCUCCUGACAGCUUUGAGAGCCAGGCAAAUGGCUCAGGCUCCAGUGGAAGCACCACAGUUUGGGACCAUGAGAAGCUAGAGUGGUUGCAGGACGGCAGGAGGAAAGACAGACAAAGGCGGCGGCAGACAGAGGAUGACUACGAUCCUACCAACCUGUAUGUUCCGGAAGACUUUCUAAACAGAAACAGUCCUGGUAUGCGCCGCUGGUGGCAGCUCAAAUCUGAGAUGUUUGACACAGUCAUUUUCUAUAAGGUGGGGAAGUUUUACGAGCUCUACCACAUGGAUGCUGUGAUUGGAGUCAAUGAGCUGGCACUAACUUUCAUGAAGGGAAACUGGGCGCACUCUGGCUUCCCAGAGAUCGGCUUUGCACGUUUCUCAGAUGUUCUGGUCCAAAAAGGCUACAAGGUGGCUCGUGUAGAGCAGACGGAGACCCCAGACAUGAUGGAAGCACGCUGUAAGACCCUGGCUAAGCCCACCAAGUUUGACCGCGUGGUGAGAAGAGAAGUGUGCCGGAUUAUCACACGAGGAACCCAAACCUACAGCGUGCUGGACGGAACUCCUUCAGAAAGUCAGAGCAAGUUCCUGCUGAGUUUAAAGGAAAAGGCUGAAGAGGAGAGCUCUGGUCGAUGCCGCACAUAUGGAGUGAGCUUUGUAGACACAUCCGUGGGUUAUUUUCAUGUUGGUCAGUUCACAGAUGAUCGUCACUGCUCACGUCUGCGCACCCUGAUAGCACACUUUGCCCCCGCAGAGGUGCUCUUUGAAAGGGGUAACCCAUCUGUUGAAACACGCAAAAUACUCAAGGCGUCUCUGUCCUCUGCUCUGCAGGAAGGACUCAAUGCGGGCACUCAGUUCUGGGAUGCUCAAAAAACUCUUAAAACCCUCUCAGAAGAAGAUUACUUCAGUGGCACCGCUGCCAAGGAUGAGGGGACAGGGAAGAGCUUUCUUCCUCCUCUUCUAAAAAAGAUGACCUCUGAGAGUGAUUCACUGUGCCUUACACCAAAGGAGGGUUACGAGCUGGCACUGUCAGCACUGGGCGGAUGCAUUUUCUAUUUGAGGAAGUGUCUGGUAGACCAGGAGCUGCUCUCCAUGGCCAACUUUGAAGAAUAUGUCCCUGUUGAUGUUGAGAUGGAGAAAGCCGCUGGACCCGCCAGCUUUUUUGCUCGGACUCGUCAGCGCAUGGUCUUGGACGGAGUGACUCUGGCGAACCUCGAAAUCUUUCAGAACGGCUUAGGAGGAACAGAGGGGACUCUGUUGGAGCGAUUGGACACCUGCUCUACCCCGUUUGGCAAGAGGCUGCUGAAGCAGUGGCUGUGUGCUCCUCUCUGUAACCCUUCAUCCAUCAGGGACAGACUGGACGCAGUAGACGACCUGAUGGGAUCUCAGGCUCAGGCUACUGAGGUUACAGACCUGCUGAAGAAGCUCCCAGAUUUGGAGCGUCUCCUGAGUAAAAUUCACAGCAUCGGCACACUGAAGAGCCAGGACCAUCCAGACAGCAGAGCGGUUCUCUACGAGGAGGUCACCUACAGCAAGCGCAAGAUAGCAGACUUCCUUGCAGCACUCGAAGGGUUCCAGACCAUGCAGGAAAUCAUUUCUGUCCUUUCUCCAGUUUCUGCCCAAUUUCAGUCUGAAUUACUUACCCAAGUGGUCAGUCUGAAGGGUGAAAAGGACGGCCUCUUUCCAGACCUCUCUGCUGAACUUAAGCGUUGGGAGACAGCCUUCGACCACCAGAAAGCUCGCACUACCGGCAAUAUAACCCCUAAAGCUGGCUUUGACCCAGAGUUUGACCAGGCUCUAACUGGGAUCAAGAACUGCGAGAGAGAGCUGCAGGAUUACCUGGACAGACAGAAAAAAAGACUUGGCUGUAAAAGCAUGGCCUACUGGGGAACUGGGCGAAACCGCUUUCAGAUGGAAGUGCCCGACAGUGUCUCAGACAGGAAUAUUCCCGAAGAGUACGAGGUGAAGUCGACAAAGAAAGGCUGGAAGCGUUACGUGACAAAGGAGACUGAGCGGCUGUUCUCUGAGCUGCAAGGAUUGGAGGAGAAGAGAGACGCUGCUCUGAAAGACUGCAUGAGGAGGCUCUUCUACAACUUCGACAAAAACUACAGAGACUGGAAGACUGGUGUGGAGUGCAUGGCGGUGCUUGAUGUGCUGUUGGCCAUGUCACGCUACAGUCAGGGAGGAGAUGGAUCGAUGACCAGGCCACACGUGCUGCUCCCUGAAGGUGAUGACCAAUUAGCACCCUUCCUUGACCUCACUGGAUCCCGCCACCCAUGUGUCACAAAGACCUUUUUUGGGGAUGACUUUAUCCCGAAUGACAUCUACAUCGGCUGUGCUGGUAGCAGUGAGAAUGAGGAGGAAAGCCAUGCCUCAUGUGUCCUCGUCACAGGCCCGAACAUGGGUGGAAAGUCUACUCUCAUGAGACAGUGUGGACUUGUGAUCAUUCUGGCUCAGCUGGGCUGCUACGUUCCUGCUGAAAGCCUGCGCUUCACACCAGUUGACAGAGUCUUCACUCGGCUGGGGGCCUCGGAUCGUAUUAUGGCCGGAGAGAGUACCUUCUUUGUGGAGCUGAGUGAGACUGCCAGCAUCCUGCACCAUGCCACUAAACACUCCCUUGUGCUCCUAGAUGAAUUAGGAAGGGGCACAGCCACAUAUGAUGGCACAGCGAUCGCCAGCGCUGUUGUGAAGGAGCUUGCUGAGAAGAUCUGCUGUCGCACCCUCUUUUCCACACAUUACCACUCCCUGGUGGAGGACUACGUCAACAACCCUGCUGUGCGGUUGGGCCACAUGGCGUGCAUGGUGGAGAAUGAAUGUGAGGACCCGAGCCAAGAGACAAUCACAUUCCUCUACAAGUUCAUCACUGGGGCUUGUCCUAAGAGCUACGGCUUCAACGCCGCUCGGCUCGCCAGCUUGCCAGAGGCAGUCAUUCAAUCAGGACACAGAAAGGCCAAAGAGUUUGAGAAGAGCACCAUCAGCCUCAGACUUUUCAAGAAGCUGUGCCAGUUUGCUGAGGACACUUCACUGGGAAACACACACUUUGUAUCACUUGUUCAGAUGAUCAACACCCUGUAGAUUGUAAACAGGUUUCGUUCUUGCUUUUGUUUUUUUGUUGUUAUCUCAG